Molecule: messenger RNA, 2352 nt
Organism: Nelumbo nucifera (sacred lotus)
Lineage: Eukaryota; Viridiplantae; Streptophyta; Magnoliopsida; Proteales; Nelumbonaceae
Source: RefSeq, a predicted model, not a curated record
UAGAAAUGUCGACUCAACAACUCGGUUGAGUUGAAUCCGAGUUUUCAUCCAGUGGUUCGGAUCGAAGACAGUGCAUGUUUGUUUCGUGGUCGUUGGUUAGUUAAGUGCUCUCCAUGGCCACUGCUCCGGUUCCAAAAGUAUGGCGCUUGAAAGCAUUCUUCCAUGGAACACAUCUUCCUUCCCAUCGUUACCACCGCCGCUUCUUCCACUUCUCCACCGCUGCACCACCGUUAAAGAAGUCCAACAGUUUCACGCCCAAACGAUCAAAACCGGUCUCUUCCAAUACGACCCGACCGUGGCGACGAAACUUGUUGAGUCGUGUUGUUCCUCAUUUCAAUCUUCUUCUCCCAAAUCAGGAGAUGUCGAUUACACUCUCUCCGUCUUUGAUUACACUAUCGAACCCUCUUCUUUCCUCUAUAACACUCUCAUCAGAGCAUGCACCCAGGUUGAUCAACCCGAGCAAGCCUUCUUACUGUUUUACGAAAUGCUUCACGACCUUGCUCCCGAUAAGUUCACUUUUCCUUUUGUACUCAAAUCUUGUGCUCAAUUGGCCUCUAUUGAAGAAGGCGAGCAGGUGCAUUGCUUCGUGUUGAAAACUGACUUUGCAUCAGACCUCUUUGUGCAGAAUUCUCUGAUUCAUAUGUAUGCUCGAUGUAGGAAGAUUAGAAGUGCUCGUGGAGUGUUUGAAGGGAUUUCGGGUCGGAAUAUUGUCUCUUGGAAUUCCAUGAUUGGUGGGUUUCUGAAGUCAGGUGACAUUGAAUCUGCAUGCAAGUUGUUUGACGAGAUGCCUCAGAGAAACCUUGUUUCCUGGAAUUCAAUGAUUUCAGGGUACGCACGAGAGUCAUUACCCUAUGAGGCCCUUAGCCUCGUUGCAGAGUUGCAAGUUUCAGGGCUGAGGCCAGAUGAAUCAACCCUGGUCAGCGCCAUUUCUGCAAUAUCCGAUCUGGGUAUCCUCAGCUUGGGCAAGCGGGUCCAUGGAUAUAUAAUCCGUCAUGAAUUAUCACUUAAUGGUGUUCUCGGUGCAUCAUUAAUUGAUAUGUAUUCGAAAUGUGGGAGCAUCCACCAUGCCUUGAAAGUCUUUGUUGGCAUUCAAAAUAGAAAUGUGGGACAUUGGACUUCAAUUAUUGUAGGCUUUGCUGUCCAUGGAUUUGCUGAGGCUGCUUUACAGUUGUUCUCCCAAAUGCAGGUAUCUGGCGUGAAGCCCAAUUACAUAACCUUCAUAGGUGUUUUGAAUGCCUGUAGCCACAGGGGUCUAGUGGAAGAAGGCUUGAAGCAUUUCAAUCUUAUGAGAAGUACUUAUAAUAUAGAGCCCAGGAUACAGCACUAUGGGUGCUUAGUAGACCUCCUCAGUCGUUCAGGGUUUCUUGAAGAAGCAAAAGCACUUAUUGAGAAUAUGCCUAUGGAACCAGGGUCUGUGAUUUGGGGCACAUUGCUAUCUGCUUGUAGGAACCAUGGAAAUGUUGAGAUUGGAGAGGUUGCAGCACUAAAACUAAUUCAGCUUAUGCCAGAUUAUGGAAGUGGUUAUGUUCUUCUUUCUAAUUUAUAUGCCAGCUCUGGCAGAUGGGAAGACUUCAGUGCAAUGAGGAGAGUGAUGGGGGAUAGGGGAGUUGGGAAGGUCCCUGGCGUAAGUUGGAUAGAGGUAGAUGGUGAAAUCCAUGAGUUUGUUGUGGGUGAUAAGAUUCACCCACGAAGGAAAGAGAUAUAUAAAAUGUUGAAUAAGAUAGAAAGUGAAAUGAGAGGGCACAUCUCCUAUGAGCCUGAACAGUAGCUCAUAUACAUGCCUGCCGCAAAGUGAGUUGUACAGAACAAAUUGAUGAAUAAAAAGAUAUUUAUUUGAGUGACCACAAGUUCAGAAAUUAGCUGCCAUUCAUUUAGCUUCAACAACUUCCUCCUUUGUACAUGAAUAUGGGAACACAGAUUUGGGCACAAGGUCAUUGAAUUGAUAAAAGAAUGUGUUCAUAUAUCAGUUCUUAGCAUUCCUAAUGCACCACUUGAUGGUCAGAAACAUUAUUAUCAUCAUCAUCUGAGCCUUAUGCCAACCAUAUAGGGUUGGCUACAUGAAUCCUGUUUCACCUUCCCUUAUUAUUUAAUUGUAAACAUGACAUAAAAAGCCAAUCUAGAAUUCUUCUUAUUAUAUGUUUUGUCGAUUUGAAUCGUAAAUUUAGUUGAUACAUAAAAUUGUGGUAUGUGCAUGACAAUAAGUGACCAUGUAAGUAAGUGCACCUAUAUAUUGUUGUGUUUUCACCAUUGGUCUCUCUAAAGUUGAACUGCUGCAAGUGUUGUCUGAUAUGGAUGUGAACAAGUGACAAACUCUUCUCAAGAAGAGUCGCUCAGUAUUACUCAUUACUCAUG